AUGGAAGGUGGCUUGCUGAAAAUGCAAUUUCGUGCUCAUAAAACGCGGUGCCCUGACGCGUCUUUGACUGGUCGCGGAAAAGGUGGAAAAGGUCUCGGAAAGGGAGGAGCCAAGCGUCAUCGCAAGAUUCUUCGUGAUAACAUCCAGGGUAUCACUAAGCCCGCAAUCCGUCGUCUCGCACGUCGUGGUGGUGUGAAGCGUAUCUCCGGUCUCAUCUACGAGGAGACCCGUGGUGUCCUCAAGGUCUUCCUCGAGAAUGUCAUUCGUGAUGCCGUCACCUACACUGAGCAUGCCAAGAGAAAGACUGUCACCUCUCUCGAUGUUGUCUAUGCUUUGAAGAGACAGGGCCGUACCCUUUACGGUUUCGGUGGAUAAAUUAUUUCUUUCGUUAAGAAAGAAAAAAUACUCAAUAAAUAAGCGACAAGCCUUGAUAUCAAAAAAACCAAACAAAAAAAACUCGUCCAACUACUCUCCCCACCAACCCCCUCUUUUUCUUUUUUCUUCUUCUAUGUUUGUUUGUUUGUUUAUUUGCUUAAUUGACCCUGGAUUGGAAUUAUUUUUU
Phycomyces blakesleeanus NRRL 1555(-) is the source of this 562-nucleotide messenger RNA. RefSeq lists its product as hypothetical. The record is from RefSeq and is a predicted model, not a curated record. Gene Ontology annotation, biological process: nucleosome assembly. Lineage: Eukaryota; Fungi; Mucoromycota; Mucoromycetes; Mucorales; Phycomycetaceae. Gene Ontology annotation, molecular function: protein heterodimerization activity; DNA binding; structural constituent of chromatin. The transcript is spliced from 3 exons. The coding region runs from base 1 to 375 and encodes 124 amino acids. Gene Ontology annotation, cellular component: nucleosome.